AUGGAUUCUGCCUCGGCAAGUUUGAUAUAUUCGCUGCUGAAAGAUGACACUGCAGCCGAGCUAGCUCGUAUCAAGCGCACCAAAGUCACUCACCCAGAUACCGAUUCCACAGAUCAUGAGGCUGCGCUAGAAUCAUGGAAAAAUGAAUUGGAAAGAUUCCAAUCUCAACCGCUUCACUUUAUCACUGAAAUCGGGCGAGGAAAUACUGUUGUUGAAGAUCACCAGGUCGAAAGGGUUACUGACGAGGAUGAAGACAGCUCUGACGACAACGAUAACCAGGGUUCUGAAGAAGUACUCCCGAGGCUGGCGAAUACCUCGGUUGCCGUCGAAGAGGAAUCCGGGGUCGAAAGGAUUACCGCCGAUGACGACGAAGAUUCUGACGAUGAUAGAGAUUCCGAAACUGAUUCCAACCCCUCGUUGGAAAGUGAGAAUGGAGCAAGUGACGUUGAGCUAGAAGAAGUAUCCGUCACGGGCUCACAGGACAUGGCGUCCAUCAUUUCUCGCAGUCCAAGUCUGAGUUCGCUAUCCUCAACGCCAUCCCCUCCGACAGAUUACGAGGACAUACUCCCUCGAGAGCGAUGCCUUGCAUGCAUGGAGUAUCUCCACACUGAAGACCUGAUCCAGUGUCCCUGCAACCACUACUACUGUGAGGGCUGCUUGUCAGAUUUCGUCAAAGCCACAUUGUCGGAUGCCUCCAUCUUCCCACCCAAAUGCUGCGAUGAGCCCAUCCCUUUCCCCAUAGUCAAGCCAGUCCUCAGCAAAGCAGUGGUUCGCAAAUAUGAAAAUCGUGUCAAGGAAAUAGAGACACCGCCAAGCAUUUGCUUCCGUACUGAAUGUGCGAAACCGAUUCAAGCCAAAAAUAUAAAUGACCAUAUUGGGUAUUGCACAAAGUGCAAGCGCCGCACCUGUACCUUCUGUGGAAAAGAGGCACAUUUCGGUGAUUGCAACAACAAGAAAGAGUGGGAUGCAGUGCGAGUUAUGGCGAAGAAACAAAAGUGGAAGGUGUGCCCAACUUGCAAAGUGUAUGUGGCUCGCGCGAGCGGCUGCAACCAUAUAAGGUAUACCUGUCCCUACAAUCUGCAAGACUGUGUAAUUGUGUGCUGA
Penicillium verhagenii is the source of this 1104-nucleotide messenger RNA. RefSeq lists its product as uncharacterized. Gene Ontology annotation, molecular function: ubiquitin protein ligase activity; ubiquitin conjugating enzyme binding. Gene Ontology annotation, cellular component: ubiquitin ligase complex; cytoplasm. Gene Ontology annotation, biological process: ubiquitin-dependent protein catabolic process; positive regulation of proteasomal ubiquitin-dependent protein catabolic process; protein polyubiquitination. Bases 1 to 1104 code for a protein of 367 amino acids. NCBI's taxonomy places the organism in Eukaryota, Fungi, Ascomycota, Eurotiomycetes, Eurotiales, Aspergillaceae. The record is from RefSeq and is a predicted model, not a curated record. The transcript has a single exon.